CUCUUGUAUGGGCCUUGCAUUCAAUCUCAUAGGCCCAAGCCCAAGUUCCAUCUCAUGUCACUUCAGUAUAACCUGAACUAGGGUUUCAUCGGCUGUAUUCAUUCCAAGCAUCGUCACAGAUCAGACUUAAGAAGACCAAUCAAUUGUAAUUCUGCAGAAGGAAACAUGGCGUAUGCUGCGAUGAAGCCAACAAAGCCUGGGCUGGAAGAGUCCCAAGAACAGAUUCACAAGAUUAGAAUCACUCUCUCCUCCAAGAAUGUUAAGAAUCUUGAAAAAGUAUGCUCGGAUUUGAUUCGUGGUGCCAAAGACAAGAAACUAAGAGUCAAAGGACCCGUUAGAAUGCCAACCAAGGUUCUUCACAUCACAACAAGGAAGUCUCCUUGUGGUGAAGGAACGAACACAUGGGACAGAUUUGAGCUUCGUGUGCACAAACGGGUUAUUGAUCUUUUCAGCUCACCAGACGUCGUGAAGCAAAUCACCUCAAUCACCAUUGAACCUGGUGUUGAGGUUGAAGUCACCAUUGCCGACCCUUAGACGGGCUGUUCUUUUCUAGUUUUUGCUCGGUGUUAAGGUUAUGUGACAACUUUUUUAUUUACUUAGACAACUACAAUUUUGGGAACCCACAAUUGACAUUUAUGGCUAUGGGUAUUUGGGUGGCGUUUUUCUCGUUUAUGAUACUCUUUCGAUGUUUUGUCAACCGUAUUUGGUUCUUGAUUUUUGGCCACAUGAAUAUCCUUACAGUGUCAA
Molecule: messenger RNA, 747 nt
Organism: Helianthus annuus (common sunflower)
Lineage: Eukaryota; Viridiplantae; Streptophyta; Magnoliopsida; Asterales; Asteraceae
Product: 40S ribosomal protein S20-2
Exons: 4
Coding region: 166-534 (122 amino acids)
Biological process (GO): translation
Cellular component (GO): ribosome; cytosolic small ribosomal subunit
Molecular function (GO): structural constituent of ribosome
Source: RefSeq, a predicted model, not a curated record